Messenger RNA from Letharia columbiana, 600 nucleotides. RefSeq lists its product as uncharacterized. Lineage: Eukaryota; Fungi; Ascomycota; Lecanoromycetes; Lecanorales; Parmeliaceae. The transcript is spliced from 2 exons. The coding region runs from base 1 to 600 and encodes 199 amino acids. Gene Ontology annotation, biological process: maturation of SSU-rRNA from tricistronic rRNA transcript (SSU-rRNA, 5.8S rRNA, LSU-rRNA). The record is from RefSeq and is a predicted model, not a curated record. Gene Ontology annotation, cellular component: 90S preribosome; preribosome, small subunit precursor; nucleolus.
AUGAUCAGGGAAUCGGCGCCCCGCCCACCGACCGCGCCCUCCAAAACCCCCCACAAACCCGCCAAAGCCCCCAGCCGCAAGCACGAAAAGCGCAUCUCCAAACACGCCACCCUCCUCUCCCGCAUCACCAAGCCCACCGCCGCUACGUCCAAAGUCACCAAACGGAGACGGCCGAGCAGGAAACUCGUUACGGGUCUGGACUCUCUCGCCGAUGCCCUGCCGAGAGCUACCGACGGUGACGGAGAAGAAGAAGCAUGGGAAGGUAUCGUGGCCGAAGGAGGUGGCGAGGACGGGGCGAGGAAGAUCAAGCACAGAUCCCUCAAGAGUAGACCCGGCGCCGGGAAGAAGAAGGAGAAGUUAGUGGCGAUGGAGCGGGAGCGGUUUGCGAAGAACUUGGCGCAGAUGGCGGCGGGGCGUGUUUCUGUUCCUGGUCCUGCGGACGCGGAUGGAGGGGUGAUGAUUGUGGAUGGGAGGGAAGAGGGCGAGGGGACGAAGAAGGGGAGGGGGAGUGCGGAUCGGUGGGCUGCGAUCCGGGGGUUUAUAAGUCAGACGAUGGAACGGCGGGUCGGGGGUGAGGUUGGGGUGGGGGGGAAGAAGUGA